AUGGUAAUAACACCAACCAACUUUGCUGGCGUCUGCCAUUUAGCAAAAUGCCUGCCAUUACCGGUGGAAAAUGAGCACAUCCGGCCUCGAAUCGACCUCAUCGUGUUCCUAAUAGAUGUGCGUAGUCAGCACAGUGUUGAAGUUGUGAGAUCGUCACUGGCCUAUGUCGAUGUGAACUUCUUCCUUGGAAAAGUUUGCUUUCUCGCCGUUGGGGACAAGUCUGUUAAACACCAGGUAGUGGAGAUGUACACUCUGAAGCAACUGGCAGAUUCCUACUUGAGCCCUCUAAUUCCUGCUGAGCUUGAGUCUACCGAGAGAAGAGCGGCGAUAGCCAAGAGACUCCUUCAGAUGCUGAAGGUUGCAGCCGGCCUGGUCCCGGGAGUGUCAGCCCUUGCUCUCAGCUCAUUGAUUCGACCUUCCUUCAAGACUGAGGCAGUGGAAAGCUAAACAUCUCCAAGGGGCAUCUCCAACCUCUUCUUCUGAAGCUACCCAACUCGAACCUACUUUAUAUAUCGAACUUCAUUUGAUAUUUAAUUUUCAAAUGUGUUUUGAAAUGGCUUCCAAAGCCCAUUUUUCAAUGAAUGAAUUUUGAAAUUAAUCAUCUUAAUUUUGUUGGCUUUGAGACAUUGGGUGGUGAAUGUGCAUGGGGUGGUCUUGGUGGUCUCACCACCUGGCAAGUGAAUGCCAUGUACAGAAUGUAUAGAGCAAUACUAGAACAGGUCCACCAGUGACUUUCCGGCACCUCCUUUAAUCCAGACAAAAUCACCAGAGCGCACUUGAAAUUCCCCCCACCCCACCCCAGAAGUCCCCUCGAAAAUGUGGCGCCUAGGCUGGUUGAGGCGGCAGAUCUCGACCUCAUCAGGACUUUUGCACCGAUCGGUGGGUUGAAAUAGUCUCUUGUGGCCAGGACUCUGGAACUCCGGCCUGGCCAGGAAGCCGGCAGAUCCGUUCCUGUAGCCAACGUCCGAGGCCGACUUUAUGGACAGGUAUCGUGACUCCCCGGUGGCCGAUCCCGUUGACAUCUGUUGGUCUGGCAAAACGGAAAAUCCAGAAAGGCUGUGAAACUAAGUGUGCCGGAAAGUCGGUGAUGGACUUGUCUGUCGAUGACCUAUAAAAUAUGACCCAUGUGGGAGUGGGGGUGGGAUUGCGAAUAGAGUGAACUUUAAAUUAAAAUGAGGGAAUUUUGAGAUAGAAUUCAACAAAACAUAACAAAUGUUGAUCUUCACUCGGGUUUCUUUGGGAAUGUUUUCCAACUCCUAUUCCGGUGAUGCUUGUAAAUAACACAGUGCACGAUAGAACUGAUGUAGACAUUAAACAUUUUGCCAGUUUCAACUUAA
Molecule: messenger RNA, 1337 nt
Organism: Amblyraja radiata (thorny skate)
Lineage: Eukaryota; Metazoa; Chordata; Chondrichthyes; Rajiformes; Rajidae
Gene: pane1
Product: proliferation associated nuclear element
Exons: 5
Coding region: 1-447 (148 amino acids)
Source: RefSeq, a predicted model, not a curated record